Messenger RNA from Malus domestica (apple), 531 nucleotides. Its product is annotated as 2-hydroxyisoflavanone dehydratase-like. Gene Ontology annotation, molecular function: hydrolase activity. The record is from RefSeq and is a predicted model, not a curated record. Lineage: Eukaryota; Viridiplantae; Streptophyta; Magnoliopsida; Rosales; Rosaceae.
AUGCGAGGCUUUUACCUCCCCAAUUCCACCACCAAUUCAAAGCACAAGCUCCCUCUUCUUGUCUACUUUCGUAGAGGCGACUUCUGUGUUGAAAGCGUAUUUUCUCCGCUUUACCACAACUACAUCAAUUCCUUAGAUGUCAUGGUCAAUGUGGUUGAUGUCUCUGUUGAAUAUAGGCUUGCCUUGGAGCACCCUUUGCCUAUUGCUUAUGAAGAUUCACGAACUGCUCUCAAAUGGUGGACAAAACUUAUUCGGGCAGAGUUAAAAUUGCCACCAAUUUUAAGACUAUAUAUGGCCUGUUUGUGGCGGUUUGUGUACCCAUUGAGUAAUGGAAUCGAUGAUCUGCUUUUCAACCCGAUUAAUGAUCCGAAACUGAGGAACUUGGGGUGUCAGAAGGUGUUGGUUUUUGUUGAUGAGAAAGACACGUUGUAUGAUAGGGGAAGGUAUUAUAGUAUGGCACUAAGAAAGAGUGGAUGGAAAAGGGCUGUAAAGGUGUUGGAAUCCCACAUCGACCAGAGGGAAAGAAGAUAA